AUGCUGCCUUCCAGCGGUGGCUGUGAAAAAGAAGAAAAUCUCUGUCGAAUAAUUGAAGCUGCUCUAGUUGCCGAUUACUUGCAAAUGCCUCGCUUCAAAAAACAGCUCGUGAGCUGGUUUCAGGAGUUACUUUCUUUAGCCUGUGAUAGUCUGUCGCCCUGCCUUGCCCAGACCCAUCGUUGCAGCUUCUUCGCUGAUGCGCUGACCAUCCUCUCCGACCGCCGUCUGCACGAUCUUAAAAAAGUACUAGUAGAAUACCUCUAUCGUCUUCCCCAGUUUUUCCUCAGUCCACGAUAUGCUGCUGCGCUGGACAUUACUCAGUCCUCGAGGCUAGUCGUACGAUGGUUAUCCUCAGACAAGCUAUACUUCAAUUCGGAGGAUGAACUUGUUGAUAUUGUGAGCGAAUGGAUUCACCAACUAUCCUGUCAGUCCAAACGGCGUUGUUUAUCCAACGAACGUCGUUGUGAACUCCUGCUCAGGUUAACUUCUCCGCUUAGAUUGGGCCUCCUCAGUUGGUGCGGCCUGCAGACCCUUAUUUCUCUCCUGAAUGAACACCUGGCUCUGGUGCCGGAGCACUUCUCCCUGAAUUGUCUCCUCCUGGUCUCGCAAGCGCUGAUAGCG
Dibothriocephalus latus is the source of this 621-nucleotide messenger RNA. NCBI's taxonomy places the organism in Eukaryota, Metazoa, Platyhelminthes, Cestoda, Diphyllobothriidea, Diphyllobothriidae. The record is from the annotation of a GenBank genome assembly.